Messenger RNA from Patiria miniata (bat star), 2644 nucleotides. Its product is annotated as metabotropic glutamate receptor 5-like. The transcript has 2 exons. Lineage: Eukaryota; Metazoa; Echinodermata; Asteroidea; Valvatida; Asterinidae. The record is from RefSeq and is a predicted model, not a curated record. The coding region runs from base 41 to 2563 and encodes 840 amino acids. Gene Ontology annotation, biological process: G protein-coupled glutamate receptor signaling pathway; regulation of synaptic transmission, glutamatergic. Gene Ontology annotation, molecular function: group II metabotropic glutamate receptor activity. Gene Ontology annotation, cellular component: membrane.
AGAUCGUUGUUACACCGUCAUUGUGAAAACGUGCCGCAAAAUGUUUGUGUUUGCGUUUGCCGGACUCGUACUUUGCGCUACUGGACAGGUUCCACCGCCGGUUCUGGUUAACUUCACCGUGGAAGGUGACGUUACCCUGGGCGGGAUGGUCCCGUUCCACUUUGGUUCAUCCUGUCAGGGGCCGUUGGGGCGGACAUCGGUGGAGGCUGCCGAGACGAUUGUGUUCACUGUUCGUCAGGUGAACGAGCGAUCAGACCUGCUACCAAACCUGACGCUGGGGUUCGACAUCAGGGAGACAUGUUACAACGAAGACAUGACACUGUUAUCCGUUCUGUCUCUUUUGAGUAGCUACUCCCAUGAUGACCCAGUUUUCCGAGUGACGGGACGUCACCGACCACCAGCUACCGGUAAUUUGAUCGGAAUCAUCGGCACUGCACAGAGUGCUUCCAGUCUGGCAGCAGCCAAACCCAUCAACCUGUACGGUGUGCCCAUGAUCUCUUACUCCGCUACCAGUGACGAGCUGAGCGACAAAGAUCGAUUCCCGUACUUUCUGCGUACAGUGCCACCAGACAGGUUUCAAGCCAGGGCAAUCAUGGACAUCCUAGUCCGUUACAACUGGAUCUACGUCGGUCUGAUCUACUCGCUGAAUACUUACGGUAUCCUUGGCACUCAAGAGCUGUUGUCAUUAGCAGACAAAGAGGGAGUCUGCAUUGCGUUUUCUAUCGUGGUAAGAGAGAACGCUGCCCCCUCUGAAAUCCAAGAAAUUGUUCAGAAAAUCACUACACAUCAUCGCGCGAAAGUUUUGGUGAUGUUCGGCGAGUUUGUUGGCAUGUACACCGCUUUGCAGAUAUACCACAAUGAACACCCUGGCGAAAAGCGGACCCUGCUUUGCAGUGAUGCCUUCGGACAAGAUUUGCAUCAAUACGACAUCCUAAGUAUGAUUCAAGGCAGUAUUAAAGUGAAGCUUGAUUUCCAGAAAAUUCCCGCGAUUCAGGAGUACUUCAGUGAUGUGUUGAAGCAGAGUGGGCUAAGCCCUUGGUUUGCUGCUUUCAGAGAGACAUGGAUGACGGCCAAAAACUGCUCAGACAUCUCUACAUGUCCAAUCUCAUUCACGGGAACCUGGAUGCCGAUUUACAAAUCGGUGUAUGCCUUUGCUUACGCGUUGGACGACAUGCUGCGUGACCUGUGUCCUGAAAUGACGGUCAAUUGCGUGACUCUGACGGCACGUAAUGUCACUGGUAGGGACCUGUUGCCAUAUCUCCGCAAUGUGACCUUUCAAGGACCGGACGGUGAGUUUCAUUUUGAUUCGGACGGGGACCCAGCGGGCGCGUAUCUUCUCAGUUCAGUCGGGGUAGACCAGCAAGGGGAAAUCGUUUGGCACGACAUCGGGCACUGGGACUCUCAUUUUGAACAACACUCCCUGAAAAUUGACGACAAGAGGAUCGAGUGGCCGGGGAUAAAACCCAAAGCACCGAUCUCAGUUUGUCGAGACGAAUGUCAACCGGGUUACAUUGAGGUCCCAGAGGAGGAGAAAUGCUGCUGGACGUGUCGUCAGUGCGUCCCGAACGAGAAAGCGGUUAACAACGAGUGCAUACCUUGUCCUAGCCACUUCUGGCCCAGCGAGGACUUCACGACCUGUCAGCCCAUCGUCCCAACUAUUAUCAAUCUAAAGAAUCCUAUCAUCCUAGUCCUGCUGAUCCUAUGUGGACUGGGAGUCUUGCUGGCCCUAGUGAGCCUGACCGGCAUGUUCAUCUUCCGUAAACAUCCUCUGAUCAAGGCCACUGGCCGUGAGGUUAGUCUUGUCACCCUUCUUGGGACCCUCCUAGCCUACCUGACCAUCUUCCCGUUCCUGGACUACCCAACCGAGGCGUCCUGUGCAGUGGGUGAGGCUAUGGUGUCCCUUGGCUUCACGCUGACCUACGCUCCCACUCUGCUGAAGGUCAACCGGAUUUGCCGGAUUUUCCAGGCGGGAAAGAAGUCCACAAAACCUCCCCGUUUUGUCCGGCCCAGAGACCAAGUUCUGCUGGUCGUCCUGCUUACUGCAAUCCAGGUGGUGAUUGUUGGUGUAUCCGGCAUCACAGGCAACCUCAGCAAACCCCAGCUCCUAAUGCCAGAGAAGUUCUGCAAUUACAUGGAGAUCUACUGCCUGUUCCGGAGCGGCUUCGUCGCCUCGUGCAUGUACAACCUGCUGCUGAUCCUGGCCUGCUGCUACUACGCCUUCAAGACCCGUAAGGUACCCAGCAACUACAACGAGUCCAAGUUCAUCGCAGUCAGCGUCUAUUCCACCCUGGUGCUGUGCCUGGCCGCUGUGCCUGUCUAUGCCACGGCUACCAUUGUCCUACAGAAGGUGGCUACACUCUGUAUGGCCGUGCUGCUCAAUGCCUACCUGACGCUAGUCUGCGUAUACUUGCCAAAGCUCUACGCCGCUCGCUUCGUCAAGGAUGUGGUUCUUCUCCGUUGCAGCAACUCAACGACCGGAGAGAAUUCUACUAGAGUCCACCCGCUACCCGGGCCCAGCACUUUGGGUGAGCAGAGCCAAGGCUUGCCAUCCGUCAAUACCUGAAAAAAAGUUUACCCCGUGCGCGCGACGUGUAGGAAAACUUGGUCACAAUGUGAAACUUGGUCCCGGCAGCUAUGCGCUUAG